Paramecium tetraurelia is the source of this 2286-nucleotide messenger RNA. RefSeq lists its product as uncharacterized. The record is from RefSeq and is a predicted model, not a curated record. The transcript has a single exon. NCBI's taxonomy places the organism in Eukaryota, Ciliophora, Oligohymenophorea, Peniculida, Parameciidae.
AUGUAAAAUAAUAACAGCUUCGAAUACUAAUCAAGUCAAGGUAAAAGAGAAAUUAUGCUCUAGUAAAUUAUCUUGGAGCAAAAAUAGAAGAUUAGAGAUCUAGAAUUACAAACACAAAAACAAUAAACACCUCCAAUGUAUAAACAAUAAUUAUUGGAAUGCACAAAUCAAUUGGAGGAAAGCAAGAACAUAAUUAAACAACUCCUGCAAUAGAAAGAUCAAUUGACUCAAAAAAUACAAACAAUUGAAUCUGAAAUGGAAGUGCAAUAAAGUCAAGCUGUCUAAGAAAUACAAAAUCAAUACAAUCAGAGAAUCAAACAAUUGCAACACGAAAAUCAAUUAUUGCAAGAAGAAUUGCAACAGUUCUAACCAUUAUCUAAAGCAUUAAAUAAUUAUACUCAAGAAGAGAAGUACAUCUAAUAAAUCAACAUUUUAUACGAUUUCUUAACUUAAUGGCAGAAAUAGAAUAUGUCAGAAUUAGUUUAUUACAAACGAGAAUUAGAAAUACAAAUAACCUAAAAAGAAACAUUAAAUUCAAAGCAUAUCGAAGAAAAGAAGGAACUCACUACUCAAUUGAAUUAGAGAAUUAAAUUGGAUCAACAAAUUUAAAAUGAUGUCAUACUUCAAUUAUAAGCCACUCUUCAAGAAAUAUCCAAAUUCCAAAAUGAAAUUAAAUAAUUUAAGCUUUUCAAUGGCAAUUAUCAAAAGAUAGAAGAAUCUCUCCUUCAAUAAAUUGAAAAUCUUAAACCAAUCUCAACUAUUCAAUAAGUUUAAUAGAUUAAAUCUAAUCAAUCUCAAUAUACUACAAAAAUUGAGAACAAUCAGUAGGAUGAUCAAAUUGCCUAUCUGAGAUCAGAAAAUGAAUAAUUAAAAUAAGCAACUGAUGACAUCAAAUCGUUAUCCUUACUCAGAGAGAAAACAUUAAAAUAGGAGAUACAAAGAAACAAAGACAAAUGUGAAUAUCUCACUUAACAAAUCGAGAGUAGAGAGAAACAUUACAUUUAAGAUUUACAGAAAAUUAAACAAUAUAUUGAAUAAAUAGAGAAGAAUUAUGAAUCAAGGGAAAAUUUCUAUAAAUUUAAUAGUGAAGAACUCUAAUCAUUACUUGACAAUUUCAGGAAUAUCACAUAAUAGAUUUCAACAGAAUUAAGAAGCAGAAAAGGCAAUGAACACAUUAAAGAAUGUAAGGAUUUAUUGGCAAAGUUGGUUCAAAGUAAAUCAAAAUAACCCAAACAAAUUAAAAGUUUAGAAAAAUUAGAAACUAUUUGUAAAGAUUUAUUGAAAAAUUAAUAAUUAAUCAAACAAAAUGAAGAUCUAAAGGAUUUAAUCAUAGAUGUUAGCAAGCAAAUUUUGAAUUCACAAGAGUACAAACAAUAAACCAUUAUUUUGUUUGAAGCCCUUGAUCAAUUAGAAGGCAUUAUCACUAGUCCUAAUAAACGGGUUGAUGAUUUGCUGGAUUUAUUCCACAAAGAAUUACAAUAGCUAACCAAAUUAAGAGAAUAGACUUAUCAAAAUAAUAAUAUUUACACAUAGAUCUUAGAAAUCAUCAAAGAAAAAUAAGAUAGCCCAACAGUAUAAGCUAGCAAUUAAAAAGAAGUGGAACAUAUUUCUUAAUUGAGAUAAUUGGAAUAAGAACAAUAUAAAAAAGAAAUCGAUAUUGCUAUUAAUCGAAGUCAAAAGCUAUUGGAAGUGCAGGAGAUGAAGAUUAAGAAUCUUGAGUACUAGAUAAGGAAGUAGGAGCAAUAUAUUAAUUAAUAAUAUCAAUCAACAUCAUCUUAGUAGACUGAAAUGGAUGCAUUGAUUAAGCAGCAAAAUAAGUAAAUUAUUAAAUUAUAGAAACAAUUAAAUGAAAUCCAACAGCAAAGAGUCUAAGAUAAAAAGGACCUGAUUAAACUUAUAUAAGAUAGCGAAGCCAAACAAAUUGAGAAUUAAAAUAAGAUGUUAAAAUUAAUAGAUGUAAAAUAUAAUACCAUUGCUGAUAUUGUUAAUAAGAAAGUGAACAAAUUAAUUAAACCAGAAAAAGUUUAAAAUAAUGAGGAACAAUCAAAAAUAAUACAAUAAGAUACUAAUUCUCAGAUUAAAUAGUUGAUUAAGAAGGAUCAAGAGAGAGAUCAACAAUACUAAUCAUAAUUAGAGUAACUAAGACAAGUGAUUGAUGAAUUAAAAAAUAGCAUCUAGAAUCUUCAUGCAGAAAAAGGAGAAUUAAUUUAGCAAUUGGAUGAACUUAAUAAGGUUGUGCAAACUUAAAAAAAGGUUUACUAUUCUUUUCGUUAACAAUAAUAAUGA